Messenger RNA from Micropterus dolomieu (smallmouth bass), 2475 nucleotides. Its product is annotated as protocadherin gamma-C5-like. The transcript has 2 exons. The record is from RefSeq and is a predicted model, not a curated record. Gene Ontology annotation, molecular function: calcium ion binding. Gene Ontology annotation, biological process: homophilic cell-cell adhesion. Bases 1 to 2475 code for a protein of 824 amino acids. Lineage: Eukaryota; Metazoa; Chordata; Actinopteri; Centrarchiformes; Centrarchidae. Gene Ontology annotation, cellular component: plasma membrane.
AUGACAAAGAGAAUGGGAUACCGAGCCUGGAGAUGGCAGGCGCUUUGGUGGCAUCAUUUCUUUCUAUUGUGGAGUACAAUAGACGGACAGACUCGUUACAGCAUACCAGAGGAACUAAAACAGGGCUCUGUGGUUGGAAAUCUAGCCAAAGAUCUGGGUUUGGGACUAUCUGACAUUUUUGACCGUAAGCUGCGCGUCGCCUCUGAGGCUGGUGAGCAGUAUUUCAGUGUGGAUGCGGGGAAGGGCGAGCUGGUGGUGAAUGACAGAAUAGACAGAGAGGCUUUAUGCGGACAAAGCGCCAGCUGUGUUCUACCUCUGCAGGUUGUAAUUGAAAACCCUCUAAAUUUACAUCGGAUUGAGGUAGAAAUAAAAGAUAUAAACGACAAUUCUCCCAGUUUUCAUACAAAUGAAUUAUCUUUAAAAAUUCCCGAAACGGCAGCUGUGGGGACUCGAUUUCCCCUGGAGAGUGCAGAGGAUUCUGACGUUGGCAGUAAUUCAGUUAAAUCCUACAUGUUGCCUAAAAACGACUGCUUUACGCUGAAAAUGAAGGAAGUUGAGGACGGCAAAAUAGUCCCGGAGUUAGUAUUAGAGAAGCCUCUUGACCGAGAGAAGAAAACAGUUCAUCAGCUACUCUUGACUGCAUUAGACGGCGGAAACCCAGUCAUGUCUGGCACCUCACAGAUCACUAUCACAGUACUUGACGUGAAUGACAAUUAUCCAGUUUUCGAUAAAAAUAUAUAUAAGGUUUCGUUAGGGGAAAAUACUGCAAAAGAUACUUUUGUUAUCAAAAUUACAGCAACUGAUGCUGACGAGGGACCAAACGCAGACGUUGAAUUCUCUUUUGGCUCGCGGACACCCGAUUCCGUCUCAUCGGUUUUUGAAAUAAAUUCAUUAACAGGGGACAUAUAUUUGAAAGGACACUUGGAUUAUGAAAGGGCCGCAUCAUACAAAAUUGAAAUAACUGCGAAAGACAAAGGGUUUCCUGAAAUGGAGAGUCACUGUCGUCUACAGAUAGAUGUUGUAGAUUUUAAUGAUAACACCCCAGAAAUUGUUCUCACCUCUGAACCACAGCCGGUGCGCGAAGACGCACCAAGUGGCACAGUGGUGGCUUUGCUCAAUGCACGUGACGCUGAUUCCAAUAACAACAGCAAAGUGACACUGCAACUACCCAAAGGUUCUCCCUUUUCUUUAAAACCAUCAUUUUCUAAUAAUUACGCACUAGUUACCAGUGGUGCUUUAGACCGAGAGAGUUUCUCAGAGUAUAAUAUUGAAAUAACAGCCACUGAUUCAGGCUCUCCUCCUCUCUCUAGUAAGAAAAUUAUACCAGUCAGCAUCACUGAUGUGAAUGACAACCCUCCUGUCUUCACUCAGCCCUCCUAUAAUGUAUAUUUAAAAGAGAACGGGGUACCAGGGUCUAUACUGUACUCAGUAUCAGCAUCUGACCUGGAUUUUGGUGAAAACGCCAAAAUCUCUUACUCUAUACUGGACUCUAAAGUGCAGGACGUGUCUGUCUCAUCUUAUGUUUACAUUAACUCAGAUAACGGCAGCAUCUACAGCAUGCACUCGUUUGACUAUGAGAAACUGAAGGUGUUUCAGAUUCAGGUUCAGGCAAAGGACCAGGGCUCUCCGUCUCUCAGCAGCAACGCCACCGUCCAUGUUUUUAUCUUGGACCAGAAUGACAAUGCCCCCGCUGUUAUUUACCCCUCCUCCGCUGCCCUGGGCUCCCUCUCUCACCAGAGGAUGCCCCGCUCCGCUAAAGCGGGUCACCUGGUCACAAAGGUGACGGCCGUGGACGCUGACUCGGGCCAUAACGCCUGGAUCUCCUACAGACUGGCGGAGGCCACAGACGCCUCUCUGUUCACUGUCAAUCUGUACACAGGGGAGGUGAGGACUAAACGCGCUGCGUCCGAGCAGGACGACUCCUCUCAGAGGCUGCUUAUAGAGAUCAAGGACGACGGGGAACCGGUCCAGUCCUCCACCGUCACGGUGUCCAUCCUGCUGGAGGACGGCCUCCAUGAGCCCAUCUUAGACCUCCGACAGAAAAAAGCGGCCGAGCCCAGCAAGAAAACUGGGAGAAUCACCCUUUAUCUGAUUCUCUCUCUGGCCUCGGUGUCCGUGCUGUCUCUGCUGACUUUUCUCAUCUUAGCGGUUAAAUGCAUCAGGAACAGCAGAAGCAGCGGUAGUUGCUGCACGAGACGGAGCGACUGUGAUGAUUACAAGAACCCCAACAGAAACCUGCAGAUACAACUCAAUACUGACGGACCUAUAAAGUACGUGGAGGUCCUGGGAGGAGACAUGUUGUCUCAGAGUCAGUCCUUCAGGUCCUGUAUGUCUCCGAUGUCAGAGUACAGUGAUUUCACUUUGAUUAAACCCAGCAGCACCACUGACUUUAAGGAGGUGAUCAGUGUUCUGGAUGCGUCUUUACCCGACAGCACCUGGACCUUUGAGAGCCAGCAGGUGAGCAGAAAAAAAUAG